This is a messenger RNA of Paramecium tetraurelia, 895 nucleotides long. RefSeq lists its product as uncharacterized. Lineage: Eukaryota; Ciliophora; Oligohymenophorea; Peniculida; Parameciidae. The record is from RefSeq and is a predicted model, not a curated record. The transcript has 4 exons.
AUGAUAAUAUUAUUUACCUUCAUUACGUAUGCAUAUUCUAGAUGCGCAUUCUCUGUGGAAUGUCAAGGAAAUAACUGUGAUCCAUUAGAGGUUGAUACUGAACCCUUUAUAGCGAGAGUUUCAUAAUGUCCUCAUAUGGAUGGGAAGAUGGUUUGUUGUAACAAAAAUUAGGAUGACCAAAUGCAACGAAACUUUCAAGCCAUAGAUGCAUCUUUUGGUAAUGCUGGUGGUGGAUGUGAUAUUUGUGCCUAUAAUUUGAAGAAAUUCUGGUGUGAGUAUACUUGCAGUCCUAAUUAGAGCGAUUUCUUAAGCACAAACGGAUAUGAAAACAUGAAAGACCCACUAAAUCCCAAGAAUAUAUUGACAGUUUAGAAAGUUGAAAUUAAAGUCAAGCCUUAAGUGGCAUGUGAAAUUUGGUCAUCUUGUAAGAGAACUCAAUUCGCUUCUUAGGUAACAGCAAUGAAAACUCCAGGAGGAUUCUUUAAUUUUCAAGGAGAAUAGGCAGUUGGUUAAGCUAAAUAAUUCAUAUCAGUCAAGUUUAUUGAUAAUGACGAAGAGACAAUCAACUUUGAUUUUGUUCCUGAUUGCAAAUAUGAUUAUCCUGUUGGUCCAGAUGGGAAAAUGGUUACACCAGAUGGAUUUGUAAUAUCCGAAAAAUGCUCAUGCAAUAAUUGCGAUCUCAUGUGUCAUGAUGAAGAAAUUCUGUAUUAAGCCACUGGUGUUUUUGAAGGCUUUAAUGGAUACUUGGUAUUAUGGGUCUGGGCAGGAGCUCUUCUAAUUGCUGCAUUAAUCACAGGAUUUAGAAAAUAUAAAUAACAAGAAAAUCAUGAAAUCUUAAUAGAUCCAAUUUGAUUUAGUUCUUUGUUCAUUUUUUAUUUGUAUGAAAUAUGCUAAA